ACUGGCCCAAAACAGAUUCAGACUGGAACACAUGGUAACUAUCUUUAUUGAUUAAUCUGUGGGAUUUAACCAAAAUAACUCACAAGUAUGUUCACUAUUUCAGCCAAUUUACAUAACUGAGGUCUUUGGCCGACUGGUCCCUCUGUCCCCAACCGCUACAGUCACGCCUCCAGCCCGGUCAGUCCUCCGUUGUGCUCCGCCCUCUUCAAAGUAUAUAUCCUCCUCCUCCUCCUCUUCUCUCCAGCCAUCGAAAAAACUUCAAAACGGACUUCAACUUGUGGGAUUCACAUCUUGAGUCCGGUGAUGCUUCAAAGUAAACAGUUGAAGUCGGCAUGUUAAGUUUUCAGCAACUGAAACUCGAGACGAUAGCAGAAAGAUGAGCUCCAGUUCGUAGCCAACGGUAGGAAACUAUCCCUCUUUUUUGUCCACAUUUCCGAGGGCAUGGACAUGAAAACAAUCACGGCCUGAGCCUCGGUGGAACGAGUUAGCUGUAUGCACGGCUUAUUAAACGCGGUUUCGUACGAAUAAUGUUAAUUAGUAACUUGUUUGCAAAGAUAUUCACGCUAUUCUAGACCGUUAUUAACGCAAACUUUAGUCCAACCGCAAACGGUAGAGUUCGGUCCAGUGACGUCACUUCGAGGCACGAGAAGCUACAGUUAUGACCGUUUUUAACGAAAUACAGAUCAAAUAAGUUGUUUUAAAAGAUGUAAGUUAUCUUUAUGUAUUCUUUUUGAGUUUGUUAGUCGAAUAAAAGUAUGUAACACGGUUAUUUUGCGGAUAAAAGACUGCCCUUAUCAAACACUUACAGUCAACGAGUCAAGUAAUUAAAACCUUGACUGUACGUUGGUGGCAGCUGCUCUUCGUUAAACACUUUUAAUGUUUUUUAUUUUAUUUUAAGUUACUUACAAAUUAUCUGUUUUACACUCAAAUGACCAUGAUGAAUCUCUGCAAAAGUGGUUUAAAAGUACAUCAAUUUAUUUUUAUUUUAAUUAUUUAUUUUUUUGUAUAGCUCAAGAAUAAUUUUCACUCACUGCUUGUAAGAUUGGUUUUAUUGUUCUUGUAUACUUGUUUUUCCAAGGUACAAUAGAAGAGCUUCCCUCCCCUUCUGCUAGUUGAAGUGGUAAGUUUAUCUCCAUGCUGUUUUGAUGUGGUUAAAGCAUGACUGUGCAUGGACAGUAAAAUGUUUACAGAUAUGUUGUGUAACAGGAAACAAGAGGUUGGUGAACUACAGUGUGAUGCUUUAGAUGUGACUCAAGUGGCAAAAAUACCUCACAUUGACUCUCAGUAAUAACAAGUUUAAGUAUGAGAGAUGUUACUCAUAAGGUGCUGCAUUUAUUCAGCGCUCAUUACCUGCAACAUGUUGAAAAGUCAAACUUCAGUCAAAACUUUGAUGCUCUUCAACGUCAAAUUUUAAGAUGGCACAAGUUGUGUACUUUUUACAUGAGACGGUAUUAAAAGAUACCCAAAUUCAUGAUAAAUAUUAAAAACAAUAAUGUCAAAACAAACAUUUUAAUAACUCGUGGUGUGCUAACAUAUAUACCAAUUUACAAUAGUGUAUAUAUACAAUUGUGUGUAUUUAUACUUUCAUAAGGACAAUUUGUACACACUUUUUUGUAACUUUGAUGUUGUUUUUAUUGGUUCUCUUUUUUUACAGUGCCUGUUGAUUCAGUCAUGGCUCGUGGUUGCAUCUGCUGCGUCAAGUACAUGCUCUUCCUUUUCAACCUGCUCUUCUGGGUAAAUACUCCAAACGCUGAGUUCUUUUAGAUUUUACUGUAAAUCAGAGGUCGAAUCAUUGUCCCCAAUCAAAGUUUUAUCCUGAAAUCAGCAGGAAGUUUCUUAGUUUCCUGUGUGUGUUUCAGCUGGGUGGGUGUGGAUUGUUGGGCGUGGGCGUGUGGCUGUCGGUGUCUCAGGGCAGCUUUGCCACCCUGUCGCCCUCCUUCCCGUCACUCUCUGCUGCCAACCUCAUCAUCACCCUGGGCACUGUUGUUAUGGUGACAGGUUUCCUCGGCUGCCUGGGUGCUAUUAAGGAGAACAAGUGCCUACUGCUGAGCGUGAGUACACUGCAAUUCCCAGGAUGCAUCACUGUUGUUGUUAUUUCAGUUUUGAUUUGAGUAGGUUCUUAAGUUAUGUUGCAUUCAAGCUGUAUUGGAAUUUUGGACAUAAGAGCCUUUUGCUUAGUUUUUUUUUUUUUUUUUUUUUAAAUUUAUAUCUCAAAAGUACUGACAUAAAUUGCAAGUUUUUUUGUUUAUAACACCUUCCUCUUAUUUUGUGAUUUUCUCAGUUUUUCAUCGUUCUCUUGACCAUCCUCUUGGCUGAACUCAUCCUCCUCAUCCUGUUCUUUGUCUACACAGAUAAGGUGAGAUGACUGUGUGGGAGAAGAUUCAUAUUUAUCUGUGAUAUUUUCUUGUUUGUAGCUGGGUGUAUUUGCGUUUCCCAUGUUUAAACUCUUGACCUGUGUUUACCCAGGUGAGCGAAAAUGCUAGACGGGAUCUGAAAGAAGGGCUGGUUCUGUAUAACACGGAUAACAACGCUGGCCUGAGGGACGCAUGGAACACCAUACAGGGAGAGGUAUCUUAUCAGACACAAAUUUACAUCCUUUUUUCUUUUUACUUUACUUUAUUCAUUUUUAUUUUAUUUUUUGGGAGUACAAAUUUCUUUUCUUUUUUUUUUUUUAAAUCAAAGCCAGUACACAAUCUUACCUACCUCUUAUACUUCUGUUACAUAUAAUGCCCUGUUGGAUGAUGUUAAUUUGAUGGUGCUGCUCUGUUGAAGAAAUCUGGAACUAGAAUUUUCUUCAGGAUUAUUAAAUUCUGUCUUAUCUUCUCUCUUCAUCAGUGGCGAUGCUGUGGAGUGAUGAACCACAAUGACUGGUACACUGCCCUGCAUGGAAACAUGGUUCCUGACCGCUGCUGUCAGCAGUUUUUUCAGGGCUGUGGACGCAACUCCUCCAAUGCUUUCUGGACACGGGUCAGUGUUGUUUUAGAGCCUUGAACUGUUAUUUAUGUUGAGUUUGUUUUGUGUAUCUUUUAAGUGUACAGAAGUAGUUCAAUGUUUGAGAAAGCAGUUUUGUUAUUUUGCAGUAGAUGAGAGAAGUUGUGUGCUUUAGUGAGGGAUAGUGCAUAGUGAAUUGGUGUCAAGGCAUAUUAUAAUCAUGACAAGGUGAGCAGGAUGCGAACAAAUAACUUCUUGUUGAAAUCAACAACUUAGAGAUGUUCUCACUGCCGUUGCCUGAUGGGAAAGAGCGACCUACAUUUCAAAUGUUAAAGUGCAUUUUAUACAGCAUGCUAAAAAGUCUAACAGUCUUAGGAUUGUGUAAAGAGUUUAUAUGUGUUAUCCAGACAGCAAAAGUGAAGUCUUUGAGUCUCUCUCUUUAACAUGAUACCCUCAGAUGUGUACUCUUUCUUCCCCUCUGUCUAAUUAUUGUUGAUGUGUGUUUUCAGGGUUGCUAUGAGAAGGUGGAGGAGUGGUUGGAUGACAACAAACACCUUCUGGGAACCAUCGCUAUGUGUGUGUUGGUCAUACAGGUGAGCAGCUCUUCCCCCUCUCUCUCAAUUAUACAUUUUUAUUUGUCUUUAACGUCUGUGUUUUUUUGUUUCCGCAGCUUCUUGGCAUGGCUUUCUCAAUGACGCUUUACCAACAGAUCCACAGAGCGGGGAAGAAAUAUGAAGCCUGAGGGGGUUUUUAAGAUCACCCUGUGCCUGUUUUCACUGUCAUGUCUGUUACACUCACUGUUUGUAGUAAAAACAAGCCUGUUUUUGUGUGCCACUACAGCUUUCAUCUAACAUUUCUUCACAUAAACACCCACUUAUUGAUGUGAAUAGCUUUUGACCUACUUUUGAUAUUGUUAGCGUAUAAAGUGCAUGUCUUAGAUAGAGAGAAAGUACUGAAAGGCGAAGAAUGAGUUGUUGAUUUUUAGGUUUUGUAGCUUCAUGCCUGUGGAGAAAUAUUCUGUAUUAGAUAAACGAGCUUUGUGUACUAACAUGUUCAAUAAAAGCACUCUACACACAGACUGUGA
Messenger RNA from Xyrichtys novacula (pearly razorfish), 4015 nucleotides. NCBI's taxonomy places the organism in Eukaryota, Metazoa, Chordata, Actinopteri, Labriformes, Labridae. The record is from the annotation of a GenBank genome assembly.